CAUUCUACACAGUCCAUCCCAUUUCCUCUCUCCCUUAUCCUCUCCAAUCUUCUUCUUCUUCUUCUUCUUCUUCUUCUUCUUCUUCUUCUUCUUCUUCUUCCUCUCUCUCAUCAUCAGAAGAGCAAAUCAGCACAAAAAUGGCGUCAACUCUCUCCGCUCUCACACUCCGGUCUCCCUCUUAUCCUACGCCCACCGCGCUCUCUUCUCCUGCGCUCGCCUCCCCCAAGCCCGCCUUCCUCCAAUUCCCCUUCAACCCCCAAAACCCUAGCCUCUCCGCCUCCCACCGCGCCAGCCACGUCCGUCCCCUCGCCGCCGUCGCCGUGCCGGAGAAGAUCGAGAAGAUCGGAGAUGAAAUCGCCGGCCUCACCCUCGAGGAGGCCAAGGGCCUCGUCGACUUCCUCCAGGACAAGCUCGGCGUCUCGGCCGCCGCGCUCGCGCCAGCAGCAGCCGUAGUUGCCGUGCCGGGAGCCGGAGGAGACGCCGAAGCCGCGGCUCCGGAGGAGAAGACAGAGUUCGACGUGGUCAUCGAGGACGUCCCGAGCAACGUGAGGAUAGCGGUGAUUAAGGCGGUUAGGGCGCUGACGAGCUUGGCGCUGAAGGAGGCGAAGGAGCUGAUUGAAGGAUUGCCGAAGAAGUUUAAGGAGGGAGUUUCCAAGGACGAAGCCGAAGACGCCAAGAAGCAGCUCGAGGAGGCUGGGGCUAAGGUCGCCAUUGUUUAGGCUUUGCUCUGAUUUGUUCUUCUUCACUAUGGAAAUGGUAAAUGGAUGGGCUUAGCUUUCGACUAUAUUUUUGUGAGGAAUUCUAGCCGUAGUUUCUUUUUGUUUUUUUAAUCUUUUUUUAGUACAGUGAUAUGUUUUUUUUCCUCUGUUUUAGUUGCAAUGUAAUUGGAAAUUCAUAAUCUGAAUAGAAUUUGCCUUAAAAAUUCUGGCUUGUUGUUAAGUUUCAAGAUGGCAAAAACUGUGUCAAUUGUUUGAAUUAUUGCUUGACCUGAAAAUGUAAUUGCUUUAUGUCAAACAAAUUGGUUAUGAGCUUGUUAGAGGAGUAAACUUUGGCCUUUCAGCUUAA
Morus notabilis is the source of this 1065-nucleotide messenger RNA. Its product is annotated as 50S ribosomal protein L12, chloroplastic. Lineage: Eukaryota; Viridiplantae; Streptophyta; Magnoliopsida; Rosales; Moraceae. The transcript has a single exon. The record is from RefSeq and is a predicted model, not a curated record. Gene Ontology annotation, molecular function: structural constituent of ribosome. Gene Ontology annotation, cellular component: ribosome. The coding region runs from base 138 to 719 and encodes 193 amino acids. Gene Ontology annotation, biological process: translation.